AUGAAGCUCCCGGGCGCGUCACCCCUGCAGCAGCAGCACCCGCCGCCACAGCAGCAGCAGCAGCAGCAGCAGCAGCAGCAGCAGCAGCUGCACCCCGGCGCCUUGCCGCUUGGCAUCAAGCGGGCGUCGCCCGAGCCGCCGCCGCAUGCGGCGGCCCACCUGGACGGCGGCCAGCUGCAGCAGCCGCACGACCUGGCGCCGGCGGGCGCGGCGCCGGACGACCCCUCAGCGCCCCCGAAGCGCCCCAAGCUGCUGCUGGGACGGCCCCUCGCCGCGGGGGGCGCGCCCGCGGCGGGCGGCGCGCACGACGGCGGCGGGCACGCCAACGGUCAGGGCGGGGGCGGCCAGGAGCACCACCGUUUCCAUUAUCAGCAGCAGCAGUGA
Messenger RNA from Monoraphidium neglectum, 384 nucleotides. RefSeq lists its product as hypothetical. The transcript has a single exon. Bases 1 to 384 code for a protein of 127 amino acids. NCBI's taxonomy places the organism in Eukaryota, Viridiplantae, Chlorophyta, Chlorophyceae, Sphaeropleales, Selenastraceae. The record is from RefSeq and is a predicted model, not a curated record.